UUGUUCCAGAAAUGGUUCAUCCUUCCCUGAGCUCAUCAGAGACAAACAUCUGGGCUCUGAGGCUAGGGCAGUGCAGGAAGAGGGUCGCUGCUUCCUGUGGCGCGUAGAUCACGGCGAGCAUCAUUAACGUGGCGCCCGCACCCUGUUCCCUGUGCCCCCUCCAGGAGGCUACAUUGCACCCGAAACUACAUUCACAUGCAUCUCUUCGUGUCCUUUAUGCUCCGGGCUGUAAGCAUCUUCAUCAAGGAUGCUGUGCUCUACUCGGGGGUUUCCACAGACGAAAUCGAGCGCAUCACCGAGGAGGAGCUGAGGGCCUUCACAGAGCCUCCCCCUGCUGACAAGGCGGGUUUUGUGGGCUGCAGAGUGGCGGUGACCGUCUUCCUUUACUUCCUGACCACCAACUACUACUGGAUCCUGGUGGAAGGCCUCUACCUUCACAGCCUCAUCUUCAUGGCUUUUUUCUCUGAGAAAAAGUACCUCUGGGGUUUCACGUUAUUCGGCUGGG
Messenger RNA from Gracilinanus agilis (Agile Gracile Mouse Opossum), 505 nucleotides. RefSeq names its product parathyroid hormone/parathyroid hormone-related peptide receptor-like. The transcript is spliced from 2 exons. The record is from RefSeq and is a predicted model, not a curated record. Gene Ontology annotation, cellular component: plasma membrane. The annotation marks the transcript as partial. Lineage: Eukaryota; Metazoa; Chordata; Mammalia; Didelphimorphia; Didelphidae. Gene Ontology annotation, molecular function: G protein-coupled peptide receptor activity; parathyroid hormone receptor activity; peptide hormone binding. Gene Ontology annotation, biological process: adenylate cyclase-activating G protein-coupled receptor signaling pathway; cell surface receptor signaling pathway; intracellular calcium ion homeostasis.